Molecule: messenger RNA, 1152 nt
Organism: Strongyloides ratti
Lineage: Eukaryota; Metazoa; Nematoda; Chromadorea; Rhabditida; Strongyloididae
Product: Astacin-like metalloendopeptidase
Exons: 2
Coding region: 1-1152 (383 amino acids)
Biological process (GO): proteolysis
Molecular function (GO): zinc ion binding; metalloendopeptidase activity
Source: RefSeq, a predicted model, not a curated record
AUGAUAUUUUUAAUUUUAAUAAUUGUUUUUUCUAAAAAUAUAAAUAGUAUAUUUUUAAAUAAUAUUUCAUUUACUAAUUAUUUUCGUAGCCAUAGGCAACAAAGUAUAGUUUUCAGAGGUUCAGCAAAUAUUUGGCCUGAAAAAGAAAUACCAUAUUUUGUUAGUCCUAUGUUAGAUUAUGCUUUAAUUAAUGCUGCACUUUAUAGAAUAACAAAAGAAACAUGUUUGAUGUUUAGAUAUAAAAAAAAUAUUAAAGAAUCUUUGUUUAUUUAUUUACCUGGUAAAUAUUAUGAAACAAAUUUAGGAAGAAGAAAAGAAAUUCCUCAUAAAAUUUAUAUUUCAAUAAAUUUUAAAGACAUUGGAAAAGUUAUGCGAGAAACAAUGCGUGCAUUGGGUAUUGGAUAUGAGCAUAAUAGACAUGACAGAAAUAAUUAUAUAAUGGUUUUUAAAAAUAAUAUAAAACCUCAUUUUUUAAAAUAUUUUAGUAAGAAACAGGAAAUGUUUAUAAAUACAUAUGAUAUAACUUAUGACUUUAGAUCAAUAAGGCAUUUUUCAUCACAUGAAUAUGCCAAAUCUUCUAAAAACACUAUUAUUCCUAAGGAACAUUCAAUGGAAUUAGUAAUGGGUACAUCAGGGUAUCUAACUUUUAAUGAUGCUAAAUUUUUAAAUAUAAAUUACUGUUCAUAUCCACAUAUUUCACAUCCUAAAUGUUUAUACUAUGGAUAUCAAGAUCCACGAGUACCAACAAGAUGUAAAUGUUUGCCAUUUCUUACUGGUAAUCAAUGUGAUUUAAUAAUUACAAAUGAUAAUUAUUGUACUCAAGAUAACUUAUUUUAUGCAUCUAAAACUCCAUCAAAUAUAACUCUUAGUGUUGGAGGAAGAUGUUUUUUUAUGAUACAAACAGGAUUAGGUAAUAGAAUUAAAAUGUUUAUGAAAUUUCUUAACAUUAGACGAUAUACUACAAAAAAAUGUACAGAAAAUAACAGUAUUGAAAUUAAGACUAGAAAAGAUCUAUCUACAAGUGGAAUUUUAUUCUGUCCUAAUAAAUAUGAUUUACGUUUAACUACACCAAAUGAUAUAGUUGCAAUUGUAUCAAAUUUUCCACAAUCAAAUAUUUUAUUAAAUAUACAAUUUGUUGAACACCGAGUAUAA